GAGGCUGAUUCAUAAUGACUGCCACGUGGAAAAUGACACCCAUAACAUCUUAAAUUUUCAAUGGAUAGAAAAAGGCGUGGGUAUACGGAUAAAAAGUCCGCCGUCAUGAUUUCACUGCCAUCGCCAUUUUCAAAGGACGAUUCGUCGUCGUAUUUCAACAUGAAAAACAUCAACACAGUGUUUGGCGUCAAGCAUGCUAGAGUUGCAUUGAUUUUUGUCGUUAUACUGUUUCUUGCAGCUUGUGUCUAUCUUAGUUUCAGUCCUUCCAAUGAUGACCGUUUUCGUAUACCAAAAGGCAAGUGUCCAAAGCUUUCCUUCCGCCCAAGAGAUGAUGUGCAAGUGGAACCAUUCAGAAUUGAUCUCAAAAGUCAGGACUGGAUAACUAAAGAGUGUUUUAAUGGAAACCCUCCAACUGAUGUUGACAAUAUUUUUAGCUCACUUCAUAUCUGGGCACAAAGUAUGGACUCCAUUUGUAGGAAACUAUUUAAUGAUUUUGGUUCAGUGUAUCAAGUGAGAGAAAAAACUGCUGAAGUCACAUUGAGUGAAACAUUCAUGGUCAAGGUUAAAGGUUGGCUAAAAGAUAAUGCAGAGCUGAUUGAAAAAACAAAGAAACAGACUCUGGUGUUCGUAGAUAACCUGUACACACAGGAGUCAGUUGUUUUUAAUUCUGUGAGAUCAAGAAGACCAGGGGCUUCUGGUGGAGACAGCACAGACCUAUUAAAAGACAUGCUAGAAAAAAGUGCAAAAGAUUGUGACUUUUGUAAAUUCAAAGAAAUGACAGCUCAAGACAGUUUUGGUAUCUUGGAGUCGAAGCAUGCAGCAAUUGUUUCCAAUGCAUUCAAAAUUGAAAAGUUUCAUGGAAUGAUUCUUCUAAAGCAACAUGACCCUUCUCAAUUUACCUUGACACAGUUUCUAGAUGCCAUGAGCCUGGCCUCCAAGUGGUACGAUAAAGUGCACAGCCUUGUUCCUGACUAUAAUUUCCGCCACAUGUAUUGGGAUGUUUAUCCCCGUGCAAGUGCCAGCCAGGUUCAUCCGCAUUUGCACAUCUUGCUGGGAAAUGGAGAAUAUUAUGCAAAAUGGAAUCACCUUCACAUUUCUGCUUUGCGAUACCCUCACCGUAAUUACGGUGCAAAUUAUUGGCAAGUCAUGGUAGAGGCACACCAUUCCAUUGGCCUAGCUGUUCAAUUUGGUGAUGCUGUCGCCUUGGGAUAUAUUACGCCGCAAAAGGACUAUUGCACUUUUGUCAUUAGUCGAAAGCCUGGGUUGGACUUUUUUAAAAUGGUUUAUUUUGUAUAUAAAGCGUUCAUUGAAGAUCUAAAGUUGUAUGCAUAUAGUUCGGGUUUUGUUUUCCCAAAGAUGAAAACUAAACCAGAAAAUGAAGACAAAGAGCUUCCAGCAUUAUUUUCGAUCGUUUAUAGGGGAUCCCUCGCGGGGUCAAGAUCGGACAUAAGUUCCUUUGACCUUUUUGGGACUGCAAAUGUGAACUCCAGCCCCUACAAAGUUAUCGCAGCGAUCCGAUCUUCAGUAGAGAAGCGAAAAGAUGAAAAAUAUGAAAUAGAUGAAUUAGGAUUUCAAUAGCGGAAUAUUGCCAAAGGCAGUAGUAAGACGUUUGGAAAUGCAGUGAUUGGUUCCGUUUUGGUGACAGACACCGGAACUUUAGUUGAUCGUACCUCAGUAAUACAUCAAAGUAAGCUUUCACCUUUUUGUUUUGAUAAUAAUUUGUUUCCGCUGCGGCAUCGAACCCAGUCAACCCAAAUGCACAUCCAUAGCUUUUAAUGGAUGUGUUGAACUUUUCAAAGUCGUUGGUGGUUACUUUUAUGCUAAGUAAUUUGGUCCAUCCACCUUGAAGAUUUUUAUAGCGAUUAGUUUUCAAGAAAAUAUUGUAUAACAAUUUCAUAUUUUGGCAACCAAUUUAAGCAAUAGCAUUCAUGGUGUGUCAUAUUUUCCCUGUUGUAGUUGUAGCACCAUAUUGCGUUUAAGUACAUUAUACUCAAGGUCGUUAGAUAGCAUCAUCUAAUCAAAUGGAUUAAUACAUACCCUGGUUCGUUAAAUCUGCCAUGCCACAGCAGAACAAAACCUUGCCUGAAGUAGCAGAAGAAUCUCUCAGUCUGUAGUAACCGCUUGGAGAUAAAGGAUUUCUUAUUCGUACCCAUAAACAGCUUGUCUGUACAGCUAUAGAGGAGAAAGCUGCCAGAUUUAUAGUAAUGAUUGCCUUUACAAUGGGCUGUCUCUGAAAGGAAAUGAAUUAUUGUUUCUUAGCAAUUAUACGUUGCCCUCUUUUCUCGUGGAUUUAAACUUGAUUUUGGCAGUAAUUGUUCAAAAAUCCCUUUCAAAUACCUCGUAAACAAGUUCUAUAUGAUUUACACAUUUAUACCUAACACCAUUAAUGGUUGUAAAAACUUUGUAUAGUACUUUUUAGUAGACCUCUUCUAUGAGCAAAAACAAAUAUUUCAGGUAGUAACGACAACACUUCGAAGUAUUAAACGUACAUUUACAGUGUAAAAUUGGCUAUCUUGAAAACAUGGAAUGUGGAAUGUUGGAAUUUCGGAAAGCUGGAAUGUUGGAAUAUGAAUACAAGAAAUUUAGCUUUUGCAUGGUAGUACCUUCCUAUACGAUAAGCUACCAAUGUACCCAAACUAAUACAAAUAAUCUUGUAAGAAUGUAGAAAUAAAGGUUUUAGAAAAUACAUUCCAGCAUUCCAACAUUCCAUAUUUUUAAGAUAGCCGUGUAAAAUUGCUAGCUGUCGACUUUGAAUAUGUCAUAGUACGUGAUUUUAAGAACUGGUAUCUUCUGGAUGUCCCACGUUUUGUAGUAUCGGGAUACUGCCGAGUGAUACCUUAUUUUGAUACCAAGACAGCUGAUUCCUGUCACUAGAAAUGCAAGAUUUAUUACCAGAUUGUCAGAUGCUCCUCGCUAAAAAACAAUUAACAUGAUACUUGGAAUUUUAAGUUCACCUUCCUAAGGUCUUGUCAAGUAUCCAAAGAUUUGUCUGCAGAAUAAAGCUGUUGUGGAUAUCUAUUUUAGAAAUUCAUUAGAUAACUCGACUUGAUUUCUUGUCAUUUUCGCAAAUUCUUCCUUUUACCGCGACUAAAUGUUCUUUCAUCUACUUGUAAUACUGUGAGCAAAAAUAAUUUCAGCAGAAAGCGCAGAUCCUUAGCUACCAGAGUGUGUCUCAGAUUUUUCAAAUUACUCCUCCCCUUGAAACUGUACCCUGUCAAAAAUUGGCAAACAAUUUUUCUUCCCUCUCAUAGCUGUAUUGGGCUAUAAAAGACGGAUCAGAGCAAAUACAAAAAUUUUCAGACACUCUUUGCUUACCCGACAUCUGUCCUGGCCGUGUGCAAAUUUUUGAGUCAUUCGAUUGUUUCCUUGGGUACAAAAUAGCUUUUUCGUACCUAUAUGUAGAUGAAUUUUGAGUCUGGAGAAAACGGGAUUUUACUGAUCGCAUUUGCAAGGUACACUCGUAAACCACAGUGUAAUCCGGAUCAAGUCACUUGUAGCUUUAAGAUCAAUAAGCCUUUUAAAUAAACACAGAUGGGAUACAUGGAUGUGCCAUGCGAUGUUAAAAAUGAGACAUGCCAACACAACCGCAAAGCAACAACAAUAAUGGCUUAACAGGUCAAAAGAUUUUCAGACCUUAACUAAAAGUUUUGAUAAAGAAAUUAUGGAAACCUCGUUUACAUGAGAUUUUUUCCAUUUUCAAAAUUUCUGUUAGUUUCAAAUUUGGUAUCAUUGUGCGUGAAAAAAUCGAAAAGUGUAUGAUUUAAUCCAGAAAACGUUUACCGUAACCUUAACUAAAAGAGGAUCUCAAACUGAACUAGUAUCGUAAUAAGUGAUAAAAUAAGCUCGAAACUAACAGUGAUAAAUUGAGUUAACACAAUCACCAGAAUUCUAUGCUAAGGAGGUUCUUAGGUGAAGAAAUUGUUUGAUCACUGAAUUAUCAUUCUAAUGAUCUUAAAACAAAGAUUCAUCAUGUUUCUGGCAAUGAAAUUUGGUAAAGUGUAAUCAAAGUUGUGAAAUGUUUCAUAUGCUGGUACAAAAACCUUUUUUAAAGUAAAGUAUAUAUAAAUGGUGCUUAAACUAGUACAAAAGUUUUUACCACAGUAAGGUAGUUUGAUGAGAAAAAUAGAUGUAAGCUGUUGUAGAAUGUUUUCUGAAGAGAUCUGUUUGUAGUGCCAAGUAUCCAGUUUAUGGUUUGAAAUCUACAUAUGUUUUUCUUUUAUUGGAUGCAUAUUGGCACAGUCUAGGAGGCAUAUUGCAAGGCACAUACUGCCAAAAGAGUGCUAUAAGAAAGCAUAAGAGAGAAAAGCAUAUUAUAUGAAUUAAACCAUGAAAGUUUUGAAAGUUUUCCAGUCCGUAGCCUCAGGUGUAAGGGCUGAAAGCUAUUAGCAAAACCUUUCUCCAGAUCUCAAGAAAUCAAGCUAUUUUUUCAACAAAGCACUGGUCUGGCAGUCAUCUUCCGAUCUAUUUCAUGGUCUACUUGCCCACUCCUUCUUUAUCAUUAGCAAAUAAUUGUCAUUUUCACAGAUGGCUCUUAUUCAUUCUAAAAAAAUGCUCCAAACAAACUUUGAGGUAUUUUCUGCAUGCAUUCUAGCAAAUUGGCUGCCCAAUUUAGGUCACGAGUACACUGCAUUUGAAGCUAUUUGCUCAGUCCAGGAAGACAUUUCUUCCUUAACUUUCUUCCCUUCUACCGCCAUUUCAGUGACUCACAUCAGUGCUCACAUGGCAGGUAAUUUUUUUUGGCGCUACUCGAAUACCAACGCAGAGGUCCCGAAACAAAAGGCUGCACUCCACAGUGCGGAGUAACUACUGUCGUGUAAACAGGGGCCCUAUCUGGUAUUAAACCAAUCCGAUAAGGUGCAGCGAAUCCGAUAUAAAAUGAAAGCGUGUACAUAAUUUAUAGGCUUGAUAGGCUGCAUUUUCACGAUACUGUAUCGUGUAAACGCAGCCUAAAUGUAGAAUGAAUUGAUAGAAGUUCAGCCACUUACCUUCUUCAUUGCAUCUAAUUCCUUGGAAGUUGUAGGCACAUUGGCACUCAAAAUGAGGGAGAAUGUCGAGAUUUUUACAAGUAGAAUUGCCUUUGCAUGGAUUAGUGUUACAGGGUUGCUGCAAAAGAAGGAUUGUUUUGUCAAGCUUAACAGUUCUGGCUUGGCUGCAACUGCUGCGUACAGUAUAUAUCUGAGCACAAUGCAAUUCUAUGGAGAAAGAUAAAAUGAGCCAUGUUCAGACGCUCUCAAAACCUUUUUUGAUUAAUGCUGGAUGUUAUCAUUCAAUAGAGUUUUGUAAGCGUUUAAGCAUGGCUUUAGAACUUUAGGACUCAAAGACCGAAAUUAUGUUUACCUUGAGUUGACAAGUCGGCAGCUAAAUUGCGCAAAGGAAAGAUGUGAGCUCAGUUGUAUUGCAAAUGUAAUAUUUUGAGAAUGAAAUGGAUAUAGUUAUGUAAACUAUAGGUAAACUAUAGAGUAGCUUUUUUAAAUGAAAAUUUUGUUUAAUUAAGAGACCAUAUACUUUACCAUCAAACUUGAAACAGCGGCUGUAGUACUAUCGUCUUUCUCCAUCGCCAACUCUUCAAUGGCAAGUCCAGCUAGAGGCUUUCCAUAAGCUUGACAUUGGUUGUCCGCUAUGUAGAAUACACUGCCGAUGCAGCCUUGAGUCUGUAGGCAGACACAAUGACACUUCAUGAUGUUGUUUGCAUGUUUUUGCCUGAUCAGACGCGUUCGUGGAUCGAGCACUUUCUUGUGUGAAUAGUACACAGCGAGUACCUCUGAUCCGGCACAAGACUGGCUUGAAAGUAUUAAGCAGACAAGCACCGGCCAAUUUUGCUAAGUUAAUAGACAACCUCACUGCAGAAAGUGAUAGGCCUAGAAAUGAACAUAAAGGAGUGAAUGUCGUUCCGUUUUCUUCCUUUUUAUCAGAUGGUUGCAUUUUAGAUUAGUUGAAAUAGAAAAGCAUGGUUCAUAGAUAGUUUUUUUGUAGCUAAACGUAACUGAUUUUUAUCAGUUGCGUCUUCGUCAAGCCGAAUGUUUUCUAUUAAAAGUGAGUUUUCUGCUGGAGCCACGAGAGUCUAUCAUGCGCCGUAGAACAUCUCCUGGCACCCCAGAAACAUUUCCAAUAAAGUUAUUACUUUUUUGGCAGAACAUCGGCAGAGCUGUCUCCUUACAAUGCGUUUUUCGUAAAGGCUUUAUUUGAAAUCCUUUUGCUAAUUAAGAGAGAAAACAGGGGAUAAUUUUUUAGAAACCUCUUAGUAAAUAAAGCCUCUCUUCAAUUUUACAGUCUCGUAAAGGUUUUUACAGACAAAUACUGAAAUAUUGAAGAACUUCAUGAAGAGCUUUUUUGCGCCUAUUAAGAAGAGUUUUCAAAUUGUAUAUAUGUUGUAGAAAGGCAGGCGUUCGUGGAGGUUCAUUGAGAUGCUAUGUGUAUUCCACAAUUUGAAUUCUGACUACUUUUGGUAUAUCGAACGCACCACACCUAAAUCCCCAGCAGAUAACACAGCAAGAAACAACACAGGUUCUGAGGUGAUGUGUUAAACGUGGUUCGCUAAAGAAAAAUGUUAGCAAUUAACAUACAUGAAGAUUAUAAGUUGAGAAUACGACAAGAAGCUUAAUAUUUCAAUAUAAUGAAAAAGAAUAAUUAUAAAAGGUUAAUUAAUGUUAGCAGAAGAUAGAACUACGUAGAAACCCAACUAGACUACAAAAUGUUAAGUAUGAGCUACUUAUAAAUAAAGUGAAAGAUAACUACAUAAUAAUACAUACAACUUACAAUCUAUUAGUCCUUGUAGCCAUAAAAAUUUUGCACGACGGCCAAACACAGCAUGUAGAAACUACCAGGCCAAAAACUGCAUGUAAACGAUAGAAAACUGCCCCCAACACAGCGCAAUGCAAGGUUAGUCAAUAACCACCCAAAACGUGGGGUGGAAAUCCUUUAUAGCUACCGGAAGUAAACGAGGAAAAGCAAGAACACGCAAAAAUGGAAAUACCAAAUAUGGGCUAAUGAAACGUAUACUAAGAGGCGUAAAGAAAACAAUGCAAUGUAAAAACGAGGCUAGAUGAAAAUAGCUUAACUACAACGACCAAGGGCUAUUCGCACUAACACUAUGUAUCAAAUUUAGUAUGGACAUCUUUAACACAUCAAUUGAUCGUCUAAAGCAUAGCUCAGGUAUCAGGUACUUUGAUCAAAAUGAACAUAAAAGGAUCACACAAACUUAUCUACUUUGACGAUUUUCUUUUGUCGCAUUCGACUUUUUUCCGGAAAGCCCAAUAGAGGUUUUCAGUUGCUUAAAAAGAUGAGCUUGGUUGAAACUCGCGAUGUAGUCACGCCCAUUUCUUCGGCUGUAUUUAUUUCUCGCAAACACAACGAAACGAAUCCUCAAGAAAAACAUUUUCGGAUACUGUAAAGGACCUGUUUGCUGAAAGCAACAGGAAAGGAAGGGUACUUCAAGACAGACCCAAAAUUUGCAGGGUUUAAAGUAAAUUUUUUUGCAAGGCUAUUGUCAGUGACUUUGAUGAUUAUGUGUUUGAUUGCUGAUUUUCUCUAUUGAUUAUAUGAUUAGCAACGAUUAAUGCUGUGAUUAAUAGUUUAACUCUUGGAGGUUACAUUAUUGAAGACAAUUGCUGGAAAAUGAUUGAUUGGAAUGUUCCAAAAUAUGACUUUGGAUCUCAAGCUUUGGAUCUUAUUUGAAUAAACACUGAGCUUAUCAGUUCAGUCUGGCUUGUUGGAGAGCUGACUGGUCUUUUUGUCGAAAAAAUGGCUGACAAUGAAGAGCCCCAAGAGAUUCAAAACCACAUGGAGCCACUGAGGGAAACUGAAGACAUGGGAAUGCUUUUGUACAAGAGGGGGAAAGAGCAAGAAAAGCAAUUAGCUGAAACGGUGAGAAGAGAGAAGGAAACGAGGAAGCAAUUGGGGAAAGCGAGAGAGAGAUACCAAGCGGCAAUGGCGAAGGUCAGUCACAUAUUGCCCAAGAAAUCUGCACUGACGGAGCAAAUAUUUCACAGAGAGGAAAAACUGAAGCAGAUGAAUGAUAAAAUACUGAAAAUUGAUAGAUUUAUCGAUAACUGCAAAUUGUUUUUAGCAAAGGGAAAUGUUUAUGAGAAUAAAGUGAGAGAAACACAAGACAAAAUAAAUGAGGUUAUUGUGAAGGAGCGCGAUAACGAGCAAAAGCUUGUCGUUGUUUAUCGCCGGAAAGAUAACCUGGAGCGGCUGAUUUCGCGUCUGCGCGAGAAACACAACGACGCAAAGGCAAGGUACACAAGCAAAUUAGCGCAGCAUCGUGAGGCAAUUGCGUUUCAGCAAGAAGUGCGCAACAAUAUAAAGGCAAGUAUCGACAGAGCGAAACAGGCCUACGAGAAGUCAAUCGAAAUUGCACCGAAAAUAUUGGAACUGCAAAAGAAAGUUCGGCUCUUUGGGGCAUCUGUACACGGUCUAGAAUUUAAAAUCAACAUUAAGGAAGAUGAAUUGAAGAAGAUUAGAAAAGAGACGGAGCUGAAGAAACAAGAGCACGAGCGAUUGAAGUUGGAGCAGAUGGCACGUUUGGACCGAAAGAUGCGUAAACUGAAAUUCAAGUAAAUUGCUGGAUUUGGUCAACUAGCAAUUUUUGGUUACGCCUAAAAGUUGGUUAUUUAUAAUGGCAAAUAAUUCAUUCAAACAGAACAAUAAAAAAGCUAGAGCUCGUUAAAACUUUGAUAACAUUGAUGUUUCGAGUGAAUUUACUUUUGUAGACUAUAAAAAGGCAUAAAAAAUUGCACCCCAACACUUAUAUUGCCAAAUAUUCAUAUUGUGAUGUCACUGGCCAAUUUGUGAUGAAUAUUUAGAUAGGGGUGACAAUUCGAAGUUAAUUUUGCUGGAUUUUUUGGCUCCGUAAAUCCCCAUACAUUUUUUGGCUCCGUAAUUUUUUGGCCCUACCUUAAGUAAGUUAACAUAUGCUCAAUUUUGAAGCAAUUUCUUUAUCUUUAUUUAUUUGAAAUACAUAAGAGGUUUUUCCCAAAAGACUGCCUACGUUGUCAAAUAUUCCCGGAUCUUGAGAGAGCCAACCUAAUUUGAUGCAAUGCAUUGAAGAAGAAAAAAGAAAAUCUACAUGCAAAUGAAAAAUAAAAAAAAAGUCAAAGUAAGUUUUUUUUCUCCAGAUUAGAAAUACUUUGCCGAAAGCAAAUACCAUGAUAAAACUACUGUAAGUCUUAACGUGUCAAACUGUAGUGAAAUCAGUUGAGCGGGUUCAGAUGGUGGGCCAUUUUUUUUAAAAAACACAAUUGGCCUGUUUUGCUAAGUUAAUUCAUAACUUUUAUUCUACAGAUUUAGCGUGCGAAGUCACGACGAAGUUAAAAAGCACUGUAUGUUGAUGAUCUAAUGCCUACUUAGAUGUAUUCUAAAAACAUUCUUUCAUUGUAUAUUUCAAUCCACAGUUAAUGUCAUCUUGA
Rhopilema esculentum is the source of this 9407-nucleotide messenger RNA. RefSeq lists its product as uncharacterized. Lineage: Eukaryota; Metazoa; Cnidaria; Scyphozoa; Rhizostomeae; Rhizostomatidae. The record is from RefSeq and is a predicted model, not a curated record.